AGUUGACCUUGUUUCCCAAGGGUUUCUAGGGUGAACUAAGGUCCUUGACACCUCGCCUAAGCAGCCUCGGCCAGCCGUCCAAAGGGCCACACCGAUGCGACGCACGACUUCCGACCAUGGCUUCGUCACAACCAAAAAUGGAGAGAUUCCUCCGGGACUGGCGUCAGGAUGCCCUUAACAAGGCGCAAUACGACUCGGCCAUCUUCAUCGGCGACAAGCUGCUGGCUAUGACAAAAGAUGACAACGACGCUUUCUGGCUUGCCCAGGUCCACUUCGCCGCCGGCAAUUACACGCGCGCCCACGAUCUUUUGACCAAACACAGCCUGAUCGGCUCGAACCCUUCUUGCCGCUAUCUGGCCGCACACUGCCUGAUUCGACAAAACAAUUUCACCGAUGCGCUGGCCCUCUUGGGCGAGCUCACCCCGACGCACCUUUUCACCACAAAUGCCAAACGGAAAACACACCGGACAACAGCCCGGGGCACCAGGGCAGGGUCCAAGAACCGCGAGCGCCAACCAGACGAAAUUAGCGAGGAAGAGUGGUCGACAAGACGCUAUGAGGCGGGCAUGUGCUAUCUGCGAGGGCUCUGCUACGCCAAGGAGAAUGCCUUUGACCGGGCCAAGGAGGCGUACAAGGAUGCCCUGCGCAUCGACGUGCAGUGCUACGAGGCCUUCACGCAGCUGGUGCGCAACUCGCUCAUGUCUCCCGACGAGGAAGACGAGUUCAUGCAGUCGCUCGACUUCAAUACGGUGCGGGCACCCAAUGGCGGCGACGACCCAGACCUGAAUACCGAGCCCGGGGACUACGUGCACAUGCUCUACCAGACACAGCUCUCCAAAUACCGGAACCCGCGCGCCUUCAACACAGCCAUCGAGUCGCUGUCUACACACUACGGGCUCGAGGACAACGCUGACCUUCUGCUCGCCCGCGCCGACUUGCUAUACACGCAGUGUCGCUUCAAGGACGCGCUCGCCAUCACGGCAGCGGUCCUCCAAGAAGACAAAACCAACUUUCCCGCCUACCCCGUCCACCUCGCCUGCCUGUACGAGCUCAAACGGACCAACGAGCUCUUCCUCGUAGCCCACGACCUCGCCGACAAUCAUCCCGACCACGCCUGCACCUGGCUCGCCGUCGGCACCUACUACCUCGCCACGUCCAAAAUUGCCGAAGCCCGCCGCUACUUCUCCAAGUCGUCCAUGAUGGACGCCACCUUUGGCCCGGCCUGGAUCGGCUUCGCGCACACCUUCGCAGCCGAGGGCGAGCACGACCAGGCCAUAACCGCCUACUCGACGGCCGCCCGCCUCUUCACGGGCACCCACCUCCCGCAGGUGUUUCUGGGCAUGCAGAACCACGCCGUGAACAACAUGACGGCGGCUGAGGAAUACCUCAAGUCAGCCUACUCGCUCUGCCGCACCGACCCGCUGCUGCUCAACGAGAUGGGCAUCGUGCUCUACCACCAGGACCGCCUCAAGGACGCGGCCAAGUUCUUCCGCCAGGCGCUGCGCAUCGCCGACGAGACCGACGCCGACCCGCACGCCUGGCUCGGCGCCCGCACCAACCUGGGCCACGCCUACCGCCGCCUGAGGCUAUUUGACGAGGCCCUCGACGAGUUCGACGCGGUGCUGCGCGACGGCGGCAAGAACGCCGCCGUCUUCUGCGCCAAGGCCCUGAUCCUGCUGGAUAAGGGCCUGCCGGACGAGGCGGCGCGGGUGCUGCACGAGGCCCUAGCCGUGAACCCCCAGGAUCCCAUCGCCACGGAGCUGCUGAAUAAGGCGCUCGAGGAGUCGUCCAGGGGGGACGUGGCUGUGUUGAUAGGAGGGCUCAGCACGGGGCUUGAUCUGGCCGGUGCCGAGGACGAGGAGUUGGCGGAUAUGGAUCGGUUCGAGGCCGAGUUAGACGAGAAGAAAGCUGCGGCGAGAGCAAGGUUGGAGCGGAAGGCGAGGUGGAAGACGGCGGUGGCUGGGGAUAAAGGGAAAGGGGUCAUGACGGGGAAUGCGGGUGCGGGCGCGGGCGGGAAGCGCGGUGGUGGGGGUUGCGAGGUCGAUGAAAAGGGAGACGUUAUGAUGGAUAUGAGCGACGAAUACUGAAAAGGGUUGUUUCAUUUGUAUUAGCAGAGGGAUACUGUGUUUUUGUAUCGGCCUGGGAUGGAUACUGUCAUUGGUAUGGUACGGCCUGGCAUGCAUAGCGAUCGGCGCCGGAGCAUUUAUGGGAACGAUCAAAAGGGGUCGGUAGAAACGCAUCGGCGACAGCCAUGCAAUCAGUUGUGGGAAGGGUAAAUACCGGGUUGUCUCGCGCUCGCCCCUUGAUCUUCAUCUCUCAACGGGCCAGAACCUCGAGGUGUGAGCAUCCCGUGUCCUUAAACCUCCCUCUGUUCUGCUUCAUCACCGCUGCCGUCAGAAAGUACGUUCUUUCGGUAGUGAGUUGUACUUGUAAAAUGCAACAGGACAAAC
Molecule: messenger RNA, 2450 nt
Organism: Parathielavia appendiculata
Lineage: Eukaryota; Fungi; Ascomycota; Sordariomycetes; Sordariales; Chaetomiaceae
Product: TPR-like protein
Exons: 2
Coding region: 117-2087 (656 amino acids)
Biological process (GO): positive regulation of mitotic metaphase/anaphase transition; anaphase-promoting complex-dependent catabolic process; cell division
Cellular component (GO): anaphase-promoting complex; cytoplasm
Molecular function (GO): protein binding
Source: RefSeq, a predicted model, not a curated record